Molecule: messenger RNA, 5619 nt
Organism: Loxodonta africana (African savanna elephant)
Lineage: Eukaryota; Metazoa; Chordata; Mammalia; Proboscidea; Elephantidae
Gene: PEX39
Product: chromosome 1 C6orf226 homolog
Exons: 1
Coding region: 91-387 (98 amino acids)
Source: RefSeq, a predicted model, not a curated record
CGACCUCCCCUUCAUUUCUUCCGAUAGUGGUUGCACCCAUACCACCUGGAAGUGUUUGCUUCGCUAGCAGGUCAGGCUUUGCGGCCCAACAUGGAGCGGCCCGGAAGCCCGACCUCCCGCGUCCGAGCUCCCACAGCCGUGCAGAGCGACCCGGCCUCGGUGACCCUGACGCAACUUGUGCAGCUGGUCCAGCAGGGCCAGGAGCUCCCGGGCCUGGAGAGCCGCGACAUCGUGGCGACCCAAGGGGAGCCCACGGCGUCCCAGCUCCCGCGGAGGCCCAAGCCCUGGGAGGCCGCGGCCUGUGUGCCGUCCCGCGCGCCGCCGACUGUCGGCUGGAGGAGCCGCCCCGAGCCCGGCUCGGCCGAGGUGUCGACUGCGCGGCCGUAAACGGUACGUGGUGGUUCCUGAGGCUCGAGGCUCUUUGCAGCGCAGACCUGGCGGGCGCGACUACGUUCUGCGCGAACUGGGGACUCUGGUUGCCGGCCUUCACCCCGACCGUCUCAGCUGACUGGAUGCUCGUGGGGCGUCAUCGUCAGGAUAGCUUUGUUUCCUUACUUCUGGACCGUGAGCCUCAGCUAAAAGCUUCGAAAACCUAGCCCCAGUCCUUACGUGUAACUGAAGCAGGUUUUAUGCUUUACUAUCUUUGACGCAGCCCUGUUUUUUUCAUGUACAAAUUGCUACUUGGGUCACACUAACGGGGUUUGACUCCCUGGGGGAAGCACUGCCUAGGGUCUAACAAUUCCUUAUCCUGGUGGUAGUGGAAAAGUGAAUCUGGGAUCUAAAUCGAGUUUUUAGACAUCCAUUCUCCAGAUGGGUAGCUAAUAAAGCUUUGAUCAUAAAACUUACACCGAGGAUGACUUUGAAGAUACAUUAAGUGAAGAAAAAAAUCCAACAUGUGGAAUUCUGUCUAUAGUUUACCAUGCUUUAAACAUGUUAGUGUAUUCACAGAUUUUAUCUGGGAAAAUUCCAUGAAAAACUAAUGGAAAAAGGGGAUGGGAAAAACUGCAGACCACUCAAACCUUUAUUUGUUCCACGUGCAGUGCAAAUAAUAAUUUUACAAAAAAAUUUUAAGUUGAAUGAAAUCCCAAAGCAUUAAAAAAAAGCCAACCAACAACAAAAACCCUGGAACCCUUGGCUCUGGAACCAGCUAGGUCAGGUGCGAAGCUAGAGAUUUAGCCCAAGGAGGAAAAGCUCCCACGACCUUCUGGUUAGUCUCCUUAGUAGGCCAUGUGGUUCACUGCACCUAUUCUUGCUCCCUAAAACUUGUUUUCCCUGCAAACCUAGAACCUAACAGGUGUAUACAUGGCAUGUCAAGAGCAACUCACGUUGGUAUACACUAUCUACAGACUAAUACAUGGAGCUAGCUUUCCCAGAAAUAAGAAUCUACAUUUUUAGGGAAUGAUUUAUCAUGGGACGCUAAGCAGCAGUACAUAAUUUUUUGAUCCAUUCUUCUAUUUAUACAAAAUUCUAAGUUAAAAAACUAUUCAGCUUAAUCUUUUAAACAAUCCUGUGAAGCAGACAAAAAAUCGUUGCUGUGAAGUCGAUUCCAACUCAUAGCAACCCCACAGGACUGCCCCACAGGUUUUCCAAGGAGCUGCUGGUGGAUUCAAACUGCCAACCUUUUGGUUAGCAGCCAAGCUCUUAACCACAGAGCCACCAGGACUAGAUGUUCUAAGCCCCAUUUUAUAGGCACAAGUGGAAACAUUGUUCCCACAAUUAGUACAAGAUAAAUCUGGAACAUAAACCCUAGGCUUCCAUCCUCACAACUAGUUUUUCCCAUGACUUCAUGACACAUCACCUUAAUCUCGUUUCACAGUGCUUUACAGUGUAUUAACUCUUAAGCCAAGCAACCUCAUAACCUGGCACAUUUUAAGGCAUUGUUAUACCUUGAACUCAAUUUCACAGCUAUGUUUGAGACUCCCAUGAGCCGAAAUUGCAGCAAAACUGAUCUGAAGGGACCAGAGAACACAACAGUUAAGCAUUAAUCUUGGCCUGAUAGACCCUCAUCAACUGCUUAGAUGGGAGGUUGAAAGGGAAAGCUCAUUGAGAGCAGACAUUGAUGAUAAAGACAAGCAGGAUCAGACGCCCUUUGUUCAGGUCUAACACCCCAGAAGCCCUUUUGUUGGUCUACUACAUCACUGUCAGCAGGGCAGAGGGCAUUAUUUCUGAAGUUCAGAAUACUUAAGGUAAAAGCAACACCAAGAAGGGUCUAAAUAAGUUGCCUGCCUAGGGCCUAAAAGACAAAAAACCUGUAGUGCUAAUGUCAUCCAUGCCAAACGGAGCAAAUGGUUCACUCCUUCCUGAUCUAGGUUGUACAAAAUUCCACCUUGAAGCCCAGCAGAAACAAGGUGGGCAUUUCCCCAAGUUACAGACGGUGUGGGGACCUUGGGCACCUACCACUGUGUUGUUAGUAUGAAUCACCUAAUUGGUUUGAAGGGAAAAAGCUAUCUUUUUAAGUUUUGGUCCUCCCCAGGAUAUGGAGCCAGAGGAGGCUAUCAUGGGCAGGAACCUGGGUGACCAAUCCUGAUAGAGCAGGACUUCCUCCAUAGGUGCACGAGUCCUUGAGGAAAAGGGUCUACAACAUCCUAAAAUUCCAAGAAUAUUUUCCUAGGGAAGGGAUCCUUCUCACAGAUCUUCAACAAGGUCUGUAAUCCAAGAAUAAGUUAAAAUUCUGAGUUGGAGAAAAAGACUAAGCCAGUUGCAAGCUAGGAUAAAGAAAACAGUAGAUACAUUCUUAGAGCCUACCACAUUUGAAAGCUGUCAAAUUUGUCAGUGAAAAAACUGCAACACAGACUUACAGCAGAAACAACUGAGUACUUGUUUGUGUGUACUUCUAAUUGUAUUUCAAGCUCUUUCCAAGACAAGGCCCUAGGAUCCCCCAAGUCAAUAUGUCCCUGGGCUUGGUCCACUGCUGCAGAGCCUUAUACACAUGCUUGGGUAUUCAUCAACAUUAAAUCCCAGGAUAAAAGAUGUGACAAAGCAGAACACCCUCUUCAACGGCAACUAUGAGUCCUUUGCUGAUUUCAGAGGCGGCAGUGGCCAUGUGGAAAACACUGGCAUUUUUCCUUGGGACUGGGCUUUAUAAGAGAGGUGCCUGCCAUAGACACACCCACUGUUCUUUCCCUUCCAGUUUCUGAAGGCGUAACAGAAAAUAAUCUUCUCUGAAGAUACUUGCUGAAAAUUCAGAAAAAAGAAACACAUGCCUUCAAUGCACUGUGCUUUCUGGUAUUCUGAGGAAGAAAAAUACAACUGCAUUAAUACAAAUUUACUACAAUUUGACACCUAAGAAUGACAAUAAUAAACAAUUUCAAAAGGGUUAAGAUUCUGUGAUGGUUAAGAUUGUGUGUCAACUCGGCUGGGCUAUGAUUCUCAGUGGCUUGGCACUUGUAUGAUGUUGUGAUCACCCCCAUGACGGGAUCUGCUCUAAGCAGCCAGUCAGCUGAAAGGGAGUUUCCCUGGGCAUGUGGCUUGCAUCGAAGAUAAAUGGACAUUCUGGCAAGGCUCGUGGCGUCUGCUUGCUCUGGAUCCUGCAACUGGCUCCUGUUCAUCUGACCUCCAGCUGUUGGGACUUGAGUUAGCAGCAGCAUACCUGCUGAAUCUUGGCGUUUGUCAAAUCUUUGCAGUCUGUGGGCAACAGCCCUGCUCUGUGACUUGCCGAUCUUAGUUUGCCAGCCCCUGCGGCUAUGUGAAUCAAGAGAAGCCUCCAGCCUGACCCAUGGACUUGGGACGUUCCAAUCUCUACAACUGCUUGAGCCAUUUCCUUAAUAUAAAUCUCCCUCUCUAUAUGCUUUAUUGGUUUUGCUUCUCUAGAGAACCCAGCCUAACCAGAUUCCUUCAACAAAAUAGAUUUAGGUCUUCAAAUCCUUUUGAACUUAGUUUUUUCACUAUUAUUCUCUCCCCAUGUCCUGCUAGAUGACCACAACAAUACACAAUAGUUAUUUUGUUACUUAACAUUUUCUAGCCUAUAACUCUUGAGAUACAUAGCCCUGAAUCCUAAAUCUCGUUAUUCACUGUUCUAAGAACCUCUCCAUCCAAUUAGACUUGUAAAUACUAGACUCCUCUCUACUCCCAAUGCUGACAUUACUCUUAAUCAUGGGUAAGUGCAAAAAGAACUUUUAAGUGGCAAGCUGCACAAAAAAACGAACCAAACCCACUACCAUUGAAUUGAUUCUGACUCACAUCGACACUACAGGACAGACUAGAACUGCCCCAAAGGGUUUCCAAGGCUGUAAAUCUUUACGGAUAACAGACUACCACCUCUUUCUCCUGCUGAGCUGCUGGUGGUUUUGACCUGUCGACGUUUUGGUUAGCAGCCGAAUGUUUUAACCACUGCACCACCAGGGCCCUGUGGCACAGCCCCACCAAAGCCAGCUUGAAAGGCAGUUUCCAACACAGCCUCACCUGAGUCUAGUUCAGCUGCCGGAUGAGUUGAUUGAUGCUUUCACCACGAUAGCCAGGUGAGCCCAUCUCCUUGAGAAAGCCUACUUUAUUCUUGGUAGCAUGACGGGCCACAGAGAGGUGGAAAGGGCACAAGAACUGUGAGAUCACCUGGAAAUACUUUCCCGGGAAGGCAAUUUCAUGAAUGAGAUCUUCCAAGCAAAUGACACCGAACUUCCCUAAGAAACAUACGGGCAAAGAUUCCUUUAUCCGACAUUAACUCAGUAUAUAACGAGAGCCUCCUACUUGCUUGAGCUGGGCACCCGGCAGGUUUUUGGGAUCCGGCAUCCAGACCACCAAAAACCUCUACUUUCCACCAACUGACCCCUCAGCUGCAGCACUCACCUAGGUGCUCCUCGAUCACUGUGUUGUCUGUCAGCGGGAUGGUCUUAUUCUUGAGCUUGGCUUGUCCACGUUUCAGGAUGAGUUCCCGGACAGACUUCAGAUUUGGAAAUCUAUGUGAGCAGAAUAAAGUCCAGCUUUAGCCAGCCCCCGGCACACUGCAUCACCCUGGCCACUCAGUUCUGCAGUCUGGCCAAGGAGAAAAGGUUCUCCCAGCCAUUCUUCUGGAGAAAGGUCAAAGAACCAGAGUGGCCCUGGCUACGUAAUUAACAAAUUAAAAUGUGUGGAUAUAGAUGUUCAGGCAAAAGAAAACAUGUCCUGGCUUAUAGUCUAGAGCUUUGGCUUCAGGUGACCCUCUACUCAAGAUGAUGCAAGAGCUGGAAAUUCAAUCCAAUCCUGUUGAGUUUUAACGCUUGAGGUUGAUGUAUUCAGGCUUGUCUGUCCCUCAGGAACUGUGCUCUUACAGAAGCACUGACCUAAAUUCUGCUUCAAGACCUUGAGAAUCAACCUCCUCUACCCAUCUUACUCCGCCUUGGCCUACAACAAGCCCUGCCAUGUAUCAUGCAGACCAUUAUUAGCAGUACUAACCCCACCCCUAACCUGCCCAAUGUUCCAGGGUUCUCGGGGCUGCCAAUUGAUUUCUGGUGACUUUGUGGCCACAGUGAAAAAUACUCAACACCCUCAAGUACAAUCUAAUGUGAACUCACAAAGAAAAUGUUACUCACCCCCAUGUCACAUAAGGUUCUACUAUACGCAACAUUUUUAAGGUUAUAGGGGUCACUUUCACAAAGACACCACUGAAAAUCUUCCUCAGGCGAAGUCUUGCAAUGGUCUUCCGCA